Molecule: messenger RNA, 2153 nt
Organism: Medicago truncatula (barrel medic)
Lineage: Eukaryota; Viridiplantae; Streptophyta; Magnoliopsida; Fabales; Fabaceae
Product: transcription factor bHLH123
Exons: 7
Coding region: 325-1659 (444 amino acids)
Biological process (GO): regulation of transcription by RNA polymerase II
Cellular component (GO): nucleus
Molecular function (GO): protein dimerization activity; RNA polymerase II cis-regulatory region sequence-specific DNA binding; DNA-binding transcription factor activity, RNA polymerase II-specific
Source: RefSeq, a predicted model, not a curated record
ACACCUCCUGAAUUGUCAAAGGCGUCAACUAUAUUCCUUUUUCUUAGUCUUGUUGCUGUUCCCAAUUUUCUUUCAACAUAUGAUGAUAUUUUUUCUUUACUUCCCAAUAUAAAUACUCACAACUUUUGAACCUUUUUUUUUCCAUUCAUUCAUUUCUAUUUUAUUCACUCACUCUCUCCUUCACAUAACACUACACAUAAAAUUCAUAGCAUUAAACUUAUAUACAUCUUUGUGCAUAUUGUGCAGUGAAGACAGAAUCAAACAACAACAUCAAAAAAAUCAUCAUAAGUUUUUUAUUUGUGAAAGAUUAAUUGAUAAUCAAUUAUGGCAGAAGAACAAUUUCAAGCAAGUGGAAAUUGGUGGGAGACACCAGCUAGAAACAUGAGGUUUGAAAGUGUAGAACAACAACAACAACAAUCUUCUUCCUUUGGAGGUUGGCAGCAGCAACAACAACAUCAUGAUACUAUGUCUGCUUCCGGUAGUUCCUCCGUGGUUUUUCAUGAUACUACUCAAAAGCUUCAACCUUCAGAUUCUUCAACUUCAAACAAUGACUCCAACUUGCAUAUGAUGGGUUUAGGACUUUCUUCUCAAAACAUUGAUUGGAAUCAAGCAUCUAUACUAAGAAAUGAGAAGGCUUCAGAAGGUAGUUUCAGGUCUAUGCUUCAAGAGAAUUUGAACUCCACAGGCACAAAUUUUGAGCAAGAAACUAGUGGAAUUGGAAUUGGAGUUGAACUAUCUCAUCAAGUUAAUUGGAGACAAGAAAAGUUAUUCUCUAAUGAAUCUUCAAGCAAUGAAUUCAAGCAAGUGAAUAGAGGUUUCUCUUUAGAUCAACCACAGUUUAGUCCUCAAUAUAGUUCUGGAGAUAGUAACAUGAUAAGCCAAAUGGAUUCUUCAGCUUUAUAUGGUAACCCUUCAAUGUUACAAGGACUUUUAGGAACUGAAACAAAUCAAAUUCAACCUCAGCAUGGUAAUUCAUUCGAGAAUCGUUCCAUGAAUUUUCCAUACUCAUCAACAAGCUAUGGUUUGAGUACAAAUGAGUUAAUUCCUUCUUGGUCUAAAGUAUCUCAUCAAAAUCAAAAACAACAUCAACAACCAAACAACCAAUUGCAUUUCACCAAUAAUGCUCCCUUUUGGAAUGCUUCAGAGACUACUAUUAAGGAUGCUUCAUCAAGCUUCUUGCCCCCAUUUACCACACCAAAUUUUGGUGCACAAACAAAGAAUAUAUCUGAAGGUAGGGACUCAAGUGCUAUGGUGAAAAAAAGUGGGAGUGAGCCUGCACCAAAAAGGUCCAAAAAUGAAACCCCAUCACCUUUGCCAGCUUUUAAGGUGAGAAAAGAGAAGAUGGGGGACAGAAUCACUGCACUUCAACAAUUGGUUUCACCUUUUGGAAAGACUGAUACAGCCUCAGUGCUCUCUGAAGCAAUUGAAUAUAUCAAGUUUCUCCAUGAACAAGUGACUGUUUUAAGCACCCCAUAUAUGAAAAGUGGAGCUCCAAUCCAGCAUCAACAGAGUUCUGGUAAAUCUAAGGAAGCAGAUGGUCCAAAGCAGGAUCUUAGAAGCAGAGGGCUAUGUUUAGUACCAGUUUCUAGUACAUUUCCAAUGACUCAUGAACCCACAGUUGAAUAUUGGACACCAACAUUUGGAGGAACUUUCAGAUAAUUAAUAAAUGUUUUGAAGAAAAAAAAGUGGCACGGAACCAAAACUUUGCAACUAGGACAAGUCUUAUCACAAUACCAUGUCAAGUUGGUAAUGAUAUGAUGAAAGAAAAGAGACAACACACAAGGCCACAUUAAUAUGUAAAGUUUGUUAUUGCCUCUGCAAAAGAGAGUAGAAAAUGUGUUUCAAGAUGAAGAAAGGGAAAUGAAAUGAUUCUUAGAAAAGAGAUUAUAGAGGAGCCUAUUGAAGUCAAUUGUAUGGAGAAUGGUGAAGGAUUUUUAGGCCAAUUUUGGGGACCAUUUUGGAGCACAUUAAUUAAAUUGUUGUAAUAAUUGAAAGAUUAUAUGCUUACAAAAAGUGGGAUUAUAAGAAUGACAAAAUUUGCUGAAUAUAGGGAGAUUCUAAUUCUAAACUAGAUGAGAAAUUGUUGUUAACAAAAAGAUAAAGAGGCUUUAUUAAUUUCUUCUUGUUAUAUAAUAUUGUGAUUAGAGGUGAAA